Molecule: messenger RNA, 750 nt
Organism: Aegilops tauschii subsp. strangulata
Lineage: Eukaryota; Viridiplantae; Streptophyta; Magnoliopsida; Poales; Poaceae
Source: RefSeq, a predicted model, not a curated record
AUGACCCGCUCCUGGGGCGACGGCUCGGGGCGCCCCAAGCGGCCCCUGGAUGACCCUCGUCCGUCGGGGCGCGCCUCGCCGGAGGGCCAGCGGCGCGAAGCCGACCUCCGCUGCCAGCUAGCCAACCGCGACGGCCGUCGGUCUCCUGGCCGCGACGCACGCCGUUCCCCGCCGCGUGACUUGCACCGGUCCCCCUCCCGAGAUGCUCGCCGGUCGCCUCCCCGCGACUCUCGGCGCUCGCCACCCCGCCACGACCGUCGCUCGCCAGGCCGUGCGGAGGGCUGCUCCCCGGUGCGAGCCGACAGCCGGCUCUCCCCCUCUCAGGAUAGCCGUCGCGACCGGCCCCGCUCCCCCUCUCCCGCGCGUCAGCAUGGGUGGUCCUCGUCACCCCCUCGGCCUGCGCCCUUCGACGCCGCGGCCACCCGCCGGUACCAGCCCCCCAGGACCCAGCCGAGCCAUCCUCCGGGCAAUGGUGGCCCCGGGGCCCGCGGCCGCCAAGGUGCCAAGAAGAAGAAGAAGAAGGGUGCCGCCCGAACCCCCUCGACCACGGAUCUGGAUCCCGCGUCCUCGGCCGCGCCCAACUCCGGUGCCCCUCGCGACCCUCCUCCGUGCUUCAACUGCGGUGUUGUCGGCCACUACCAGGUUGAGUGCCCCAACCCACCGACGUGCUACCUCUGCAAGGAGUCGGGCCAUCCCGCGGCUCUCUGCCCGGACCGGCCGAUGACGGAGGAGCUCAUGAUGUACAUGUAG